AUGGAGGCCAUUCGCAACGUUGCCAUUGCAGGGGCCUCUGGAGCUCUAGGCUCACCAAUCUUCCAAGCGCUUCUCAACAGCGGACACUUCAAUCUAACUGUUUUAACACGCCAUUCAUCCGAAGCUCAGUUUCCGUACUCUGUCAAAAUUAUUCGCGUGGACUAUUCUUCAAUUUCGGAACUCACCCAGGCUCUGACUGGCCAGGAUGCUGUCGUUUCGGUUCUGACGACGAGUGCCAUGGAGACGCAGAUUCCACUGAUAGAAGCAGCGGUGGAUGCUGGAGUGCGCAGAUUCCUCCCAUCCGAGUUUUGCGCCAAUAUUGGCAAUCCAAAGGCAGCUAGCUUGCCUGUCUACCAUUCCAAGGUCCAAUUACAUGAUGUUAUACGCCAAAAGGCCGAUGAAAAUCCCAACUUCACGUACAGUCUGAUCCGUAAUGGACCAUUUCUUGACUGGAGUCUUGCUUUUGGAUUCUUCCUUAAUCUCAAGGGAGGAGAGACUUCGCUCUAUGAUGGCGGCGAUCGCCCAUUCAGUACAACUACCUUGGCUACAAUCGGCCAGGCUGUGGUGGAGGUUUUGCGUAAUCUGCACGAGACCAAGAACCGAGCUGUUCUUAUUCAAGACCUCAUCACGACUCAGAACGAGAUGCUCGCUGUUGCCAGAAGCGUUAAGCCAGAAAUAAUUUGGACCCCAAAGAAUGUGAGCACUGCGGAAAUGGAGACUAUGGCGCAGCAAAAAUAUGCUAGUGGAUCGAUGGAUCUGGUAGCUUCCGUGGGCUUCUUUUGUCGAUCUGUCUUUGCCGAAGGUUACGGAGGAGAAUUUAAGAAGGUUGAUAAUGACCUUCUUGGUAUACCACUCAUGUCCAAGGCUGAUCUCGAAGCCUUGAUCAAGAGCGCCCUUUAG
Messenger RNA from Penicillium manginii, 900 nucleotides. RefSeq names its product aromatic alcohol reductase. Gene Ontology annotation, molecular function: oxidoreductase activity. NCBI's taxonomy places the organism in Eukaryota, Fungi, Ascomycota, Eurotiomycetes, Eurotiales, Aspergillaceae. The coding region runs from base 1 to 900 and encodes 299 amino acids. The transcript has 2 exons. The record is from RefSeq and is a predicted model, not a curated record.